Molecule: messenger RNA, 1414 nt
Organism: Bombyx mori (domestic silkworm)
Lineage: Eukaryota; Metazoa; Arthropoda; Insecta; Lepidoptera; Bombycidae
Product: zinc finger protein OZF
Exons: 2
Coding region: 134-1396 (420 amino acids)
Biological process (GO): regulation of transcription by RNA polymerase II
Cellular component (GO): nucleus
Molecular function (GO): RNA polymerase II cis-regulatory region sequence-specific DNA binding; zinc ion binding; DNA-binding transcription activator activity, RNA polymerase II-specific
Source: RefSeq, a predicted model, not a curated record
AUUAGUUUUUUAAAGUACGACGGCGAAUUAGCAGUUUAGCAGUUAGCAGCUCUAAAAAAAAGAAUAUAAACUUAGUUUAUUAAUAAACAAAUGCUAAUUUUAAUACUACCUUAUUUAUCUGAAUAAGUUAAUCAUGCAGCACAAUUCAGUUAUGUGCAGAAUAUGCUUUCGAAGUGAAAACAAUAUUACUCGUUUAUUUUCAGAUAGUUCUGUAUCAAAGGGAAUUCUUGACAAAUUUUAUUUAUGUUUUCAAAUUGUUAUGAACCCCGAAAAGGAUUUGCCAGAUGGAAUUUGCAACCAAUGUCUUAAAAUAUUGGAAAAUGUAAAUUGUUUCAGGAUUAUGUGUAUUACUAUUUACGAACGUUUUGCUGAUUUUCGCAAAAGCUUUACGCGUGAAAUGAAUGCUUCAAAAUGUCGUGAAGACGAAAAAGAUGAACUAGCAUUGCACGAAGAUAAAUUUUUGGAAGUUAAAACUGAAACGGAAGGAACUUUGUUAGAUAAUAAUAAACAAACAAGUAAUUUUUUUAAAUGUCAAAUAUGUGAUAAAGUUCUUAAAACAAUGAAUUCAUUGUCAAAACAUAGUAUUUCCAUGCAUCAAAAUCGCAAGCAUGCAGGCACCGUCACAGGCAAUGGUAUCUACAGACUAUACCAUUGUACUACUUGUACUUAUUCAACUCCACACAGUCAAACAUUAAUAAACCACAUGAGAAGACACAAUGGAGAGCGACCAUUUGUUUGUGAGUGUGGAAAAAGUUUUACACAAAGAUCUAGUCUUUCAGCUCAUCGUAAAACGCACAGUAUCUCUUCAAACUUUACUUGCUUUAUAUGUGGAAAACAAUUUAAACUAGACUUUGCAUUAAAAAGUCAUUUAAUUGUUCACAAUACUGGUCAAUUCAAAUGUGAUAUAUGUCAAAAAGUGCUUAAAUAUAAAAGGUCUCUACAAACACACAUAAAUCGACAUCAUAAUAUUCAUAAUUACAAUUGUGAGGACUGCGGUGAUACAUUUGUAUCUUCUUCAGAACUAAUAAAUCAUAAAGUAAAGCACAAAGUGGAUAAAAAUAUGGAAUGUCACUUGUGUGGGUAUAAAACACACACAAAGAAAAAUUUAAUUAUACAUUUGAAGAGGCAUACUGGAAACAAGGAGUACAAAUGUAACAUUUGUAAAGUUUGUUUCUUCACACUUGGUGAUCUGCAUCGUCAUCAAAGGAAACACAGUUCUGAAAAGCCCUAUUCUUGCCCUACUUGUACUCAAAGAUUCAGUCAUAGUCCCAGUGUUAACAAACAUAUGAAAAUUGUUCAUGGAGUGGAUUACAAAUGGGGUGAGGUUAGAAAAAAGCAGUUGAAAGACUCAAGAUUAAAAAAUAAACCAUACCAAAUUAAAAAUUAUGAGAAAUAAAAAUAAUUUCACAAAUAA